This is a messenger RNA of Calypte anna (Anna's hummingbird), 2962 nucleotides long. It is a transcript of the gene GINS3, whose product is annotated as GINS complex subunit 3. Gene Ontology annotation, cellular component: GINS complex. The record is from RefSeq and is a predicted model, not a curated record. Bases 143 to 781 code for a protein of 212 amino acids. Gene Ontology annotation, biological process: mitotic DNA replication initiation. Lineage: Eukaryota; Metazoa; Chordata; Aves; Apodiformes; Trochilidae. The transcript is spliced from 3 exons.
GGGCUGCGCCGACGGGGCGGGCGGCCCCACAGCCUAUGCGCGGCGUCUGCAGGGGGGCGGUCGAUCGGGGAAGCGGGAGGUGUUGCGGAGGUUUCGUGGGCUGUGCGGUGUCGGUGGCGCUUCGGUGCUCGCCCGCCUCGCCAUGUCUGAAGCGUAUUUCCCUGUCGGCCCCGGGCUGGGGCUGGAGGAGAGCUUCUUGUCGCUGGACGACAUUCUGAUGUCGCAGGAGAAACUUCCGUGCCGCGCCGAGAGCGCCCUGCCGCGCCUGGCCUUCGCCCUGGGCCAGGGGUCCGGCUGUGGCGACUCCAUCCCGGAGGGAUCAAAGCUGGAAAUACCUCUGUGGCUUGCUAAAGGUCUGCAUGACAGCAAGAGAAGAAUCAUUUCUGUGGAACUGCCAAAGAUUUACAAGGAAGCCUGGAGAACAGUGUUCAGCGCUGAUGCCAGUGUGGUUGAUCUACAUAAAAUGGGGCCAUACUACUAUGGAUUUGGCUCCCAGCUCCUGAAUUUUGACAAUCUGGAGAACCCUGAGAUAGCUCAGACUAUCCUGCAGACAUUUAUAAGUCGCUUUCGUCGUAUCAUGGACUCCUCUCAGAAUGCCUACAACGAGGACACAUCAGUGCUGGUGGCUCGGCUGGAUGAACUGGAGAGAAACUUAUUUCAAGCUGGCCAGAAAGGGCUGAAUGACUUCCAGUACUGGGAAAAGGGUCAGGCUUCACAAAUCACAGCUUCCAGUGUGGUCCAGAAUUAUGGGAAAAGAAAGUUCACAGAUAUGGAUGGUUAAAAGCCUGAAGUACAUGCAGCUACAGUGAGGAACACCAGGAGAUUGUCAGUCUGUCUGUCAUGUAUGAGGACGAUGAAACAGCUUUGGGGAAGGACAGGCUCCCUGUCCAUUAACGGGAGUUCUUCUCUAAUAACAUCUUUGGAUUAGACCAGUCCAAAUUUUAAAGGCAGACAGCAAGAGUAUAAAAAAUAAAUCACAUCGCAUCACUGCAUAGCUUUACAGCUGACUCAUACCACUUUUGAGGUUUUGCAGUUAAAGUAUUUGCUUGGUGGCUGAAAGGGUAUGAGAGGAUUUUCUAAAAGGGUAUUUGAUAUUGAUUAUUCUUUAUCUUCCAAAUUGAUUUUUACAAUCCUGUAUCUGUUUGAAAGAAGGUGUAGUUCUAUGUAUUUCAUCUUGCCUUUCCCAUUCCAGCCUCCUGGGAACAGCUACUUCCAGGUUUCCUAUUCCUAGAAGAAGCCCAGUGAUGUGGAAAAAAAUGUGGUACAAACCACUGAUUUUCUUCCAUUUCUUAUAUAUUGAAGUGGAACAGAUAUUCUUUGUGAGGCAGGAAUGUUUUUCCUUGCUUACACUAUGUUAGAGAAAAAUACUUUCUCUAACCCAGAUGCAAGCAAAGUGGUUGGGCAGCAUCACAUGCAGCCUCCUCAUCUCUCUUCUUUGGCCCUUGUGGACUUGAUGUGGCAUGGGAUGGAGAAUGUUCUUUUUUGAUGCCAGUGUCCUUUGCCAUGGAUGCAACUCUCUGGUGGGUGUUAAAUUCCUUCACUUUUUUUACAGAGAAGGCAUCAAAGAGUUAGUCUGGAUUGGAUCAGGAGCAGCAGCUUCAAGAGAAACUCUCCCCCAUUAUCAACUUCUGAACCAUCUAUAUUCCCUAUUAAAAAGUCCUCCAGUAACUAAAUUUGGUUAGUAGAAAGGACGGACCAAAUGAAUUUAAUUUCCUUCCUGAUCUAUCUAUAUGAUUCUAGCAAAUGUCAUUAUUGCCAGUAGGAGUGACUGGAGCUGGAACUUGCUAGCCAGUACAGUGGUUGUCCAUCCAGUGUGAAUGCCAUUAAAGCUGGAUUACCUGAAAUCCCAUUGGACUGGAGAGAGAAAACAGUUCUCAGGACAGUUGUCCUUUGGAAGCAGGUGCUUCUAAGCAUCUGCAGAGGCAAACCUUGCAGAAUAGCUUAGUGUAGCAAUAAGAGCACCUUGUAUUCUGUGGGAAUCACUGGGAGGUGACAGCAAAAUCUACAUUUUGUAGUUGUUACUGAGCUUGCAGAUGCAGCUGGAUAUUAAAUAGUUUAAACUGGAAACCUCAAGUACAAAGGGUGUGUGGUCUCUUCUUGGUCACAGGAAUGAAGACUGCCUCUGGAGGUGGUGAGAUGGAGCAGCAUUUUUGCUUCACAAGCACCUUGGCAUCUCUGCCUUGCCUGUGCAGGGGCAGCUGUCCUGCUGCAGGAGGCUGGUUGCAAGCUGUGCCUGACAGAAAGUAUUUCAAGUAUGUGCAAGAUCAAAUACUGCUGCAAUUCUUGACUUAAUGGCUUGUAAUAGCCUAUGCCAGGCCUUUUGAAGCCCCCUGUGCAGCAGAACCCUCAGACUCUCCAGGCAGUCUGUUCCGGUGUGGAGUAUGAUCAGCAAAGUUGGAGCUGCGUGGUCUGUCGAGCUGCCCGAGGGUGAAUUUUGCAUCACGUAAAGUUUUCAUUAACUUGUUGUAAAACUCUCACCUCUUGUGUAUCUAUGUAUUUUUUUUCAAGCAUGUAGAGGUUUGGUUCCUAGUUAAAUGCAAAUAACUCUGCAACCAGCACACACUUUCUCCCCCAUCUAAAUUAGACUUUCCCAAAACAUUCAUGUUUUCUUCCUUGAUCUUUGCUCUAAACAAUGUCUUAGUUUGUCCUCUAGCAUUGAUUUAUUUUUGGUUGGCAGAGUGAAGCAGCUGAUUGCUUCUGCCAGGCUGGAAGCAAUAGUUUGUGUUUACACCCAGUAGCACCCAGAUGGAACAACAGCAAGAAAUGUUUUGAGCUCAUUAUUUUUUAUGAGAGAAUCAGUGACACCUAAAUGAGUCAGAAGCACAAACCUUUCUGAUCUAGAUCAGGGAUUUUCUAUACUUUUUUUUGGUGACCAGAUAUUACAAGAGGUUAAUUCAAAAUUUUAAUUGAACCAGUUGCUUAACAGAGGUGAGAUGUAAUUCAGUAGAGGCACAGUGCUGAA